This is a messenger RNA of Lethenteron reissneri (Far Eastern brook lamprey), 3488 nucleotides long. RefSeq names its product Fas apoptotic inhibitory molecule (gene FAIM). The record is from RefSeq and is a predicted model, not a curated record. Lineage: Eukaryota; Metazoa; Chordata; Hyperoartia; Petromyzontiformes; Petromyzontidae. Gene Ontology annotation, biological process: negative regulation of extrinsic apoptotic signaling pathway via death domain receptors.
AGGAGCGGGCGAGCCCCUCCUCCUCCUCCUGCUCCGACGUUUUCAUAAAAACCGAUUCUGGUGCAGGAGCACACGGCCAGAGGCAGCAGCAGCAGCCUUUAGCCUUUGCUAAAUUCACAAAGCUGCGUGUUGCUGACCGCUUGACGUGUUUUUGUUUUGUUUGGGAAGGGCCCUGCGCUCAUUAACAGCGUUUUAAUAUCCGGCAUAAGUACACGUUUAGAAUUACGUGAAAGCAAGAGCUUACAGCCUGGGCCACCCACCUGACAUUUCAGAGCAGGACCUGGGGUCCAGGGACCAACCAAGACCAGGACAGGGACCAGGGACCUUGACCCUAGAACCUAGCGUAGGACCCGAGAGCCGGAGCCGAGGUUUGAGACCGUAGCCUGGGACCAAGACUGAUCAUCUGGACAAGAACAGCACGAGAGAGAGAGAGUUCAGGACUCGGAGCUCGUCCUCGGAACAGAACCAGAGCACGACGCGAAGCAGGAGCUGAGAUCCUGACGGGGGACCUGGCCCCGGGGACUGAGACCCCGGCGUGCAUCCCAGGUUGAAGCUACGAGGGGCAAUGGCGUCACGCGAUGAAAUCACCAUCACUCAGGAGGAUAUGCGGGCGCGCUACGCUCACGCGGACCGCAUGGCGGACCUGGUCGCCAUGUGGGAGGUCGCGCUGAGCGACGGAGUGCACAAGAUCGAGUUUGAGCACGGCACCACGUCGGGCAAGCGCGUCGUGUACGUCGACGGCAAGGAGCUGAUCCGCCGGGACUGGAUGUUCAAGCUGGUUGGCAAGGAGACCUUCACAGUUGGCGCCACCGAGACCAAAGCCACCAUCAACAUUGACGCCGUGAGUGGGUUUGCGUACGAGUACACGCUUGAGAUCAACGGCAAGAGCCUCAAGAAGUUCAUCGAGAACCGGUCCAAGACCAGCAAGACGUGGGUGCUGCAGCUGGAUGGGGUGGACAUCCGCGUGGUGCUCGAGAAGGACACCAUGGACAUUUGGUGCAAUGGAGACAAGAUGGAGACUGCGGGCGAGUUUGUGGAGGAGGGCACUGAGACGCACUUCACGCUGCUGGACCGGCACGAGUGCUGCAUCAAGGCGGUGAGCAGCGGGCGCCGGCGCGAGGGCAUCGUGCACAGCCUCAUCCUCAACGGGGUGGAAGUGCCCGAGGUGCUCGAGUGACGGCCGUGCCUGCACGGGCGCCGGCGGCACCCUCAGCACGGCCGGACAGACGGAGCGGCGGGGCGCACUCGCUGCGUGUGACCAACGAUCAUCAGAGAUUUAAAAUUAUUAUCAUAUUUGAAUAGAGAUGAGAUUUGCUAUUAUUUUUAUGAGAGAAUACAUUGCUUAAAUGAACAGGCUGUGGGUGCGGCAAUCCCUGCCGACUCGUGGCCACCGGAAAUUCUAGGACACGGUAAGACGGGGAGCCCCAAGUUGGGAGCCACUUCAUUGUCCGGGGGUAGUAAAACCCUACGAGUGGGAUGAGACUGUAAGAGCAGACCUCGGGGGUCUCGGGUGUGGACUGUGGAAUCUGGCAAAAGGUGAUGGGCGAGGUGCGGUGACAUCAACAGCACUGGACGUGAUGACCACCUCUUCAACCUCGACUUCAGUGACGCCCGACCACUCAAUUCCCAUCCACUCGAUGCCACUCCAUUGCAGGGGGCAUACGGGAGGCAAUGCUAUUAGGAAGGCAUGCCCACCUCCCGCCCCCCCCCCCCCCCCACAGAAUCACCACUACCGGUGACAUCAGCACACAACGUCAUCUGGAUUGCUAUGAAAAAAAUACGUUUGCGUGUGACCUCCGCAGGUUAACAUGUGACCAACACUUCGGUUCACAGCUCAAGAUCCCAUCCAUUAGCAUCUCAAGGGCAGCUGCCGCGAACCAACACCAUGAUCCUUAUUCUCCCACGCAAUUGUAAUUGUGGUUCCUGGUUCUAAUAUCUGUGUCGUGUGUGUGUGUCAAGAUUUUGCAAUUAUGUCCACAUUGUUUCAAGAUUUUCUCUGCGCCUGCUAUGAAACACUUCUGUAGAUGGACGUUGCUGGGCAAUGAGUGAGGCCCGGCGGAUAAUUCAUUGAGCAGUAGUCGCCACAUCCCACGAAUGUGAAAGAUGAGCUGCCUGCUUGAAGCCUCGCGUCCGGCCGCUGCUCAUACAUAGAGAGUGCCCGACGGCCGCAACGCACAAGUGGGCUCCGAUGCUGCGACGACCGUGGGGGUGCUGCGAAUGCGAGUGGCGUUUUGGCGUUAACUACCGUGGGUGCAAUUCGCUUCGUUUGUCAUUUAAUUCGGGUGUAAGUAAAGCGGGUGAAAAAACGUUAAUUGUGUUUUAUGCAUCCUACCAGAGAAAUGAAAAGCAGCCAAAAACUGAAAAGGCCAUACACUGCAAUAGAGAGGAGGGGCAUGCAGUUUGGGAUACAGAACACUCACCAACCAAAUGAUAGCCCUACCCUUAACUAACCAGCCACUAGUACUAGCUCUCCCUCUGACUAAACCGUAACCACACUCGCCAACCAAACACUACCUCUGUCAAGAAACCACUCGUACGACAAGCCAUUCCAUUGAUCCGAACCCCAAAAACUACACCAGCCAGUCUCACUAUCCCCUCCCUCGAACUCGCCAACCAACCAACACCACUAAACAACCAGCCACUCAUACUAGUCAUUUGACUGAUCAUAAUACGAGCCGACUAUUCAAGCAGCCAAUAGUAUUCACCCUCCCUCUAAACCCUCACCAUACCGACUUAACACUUCCCCGAAUCAACUAACCAACCAGCCGCUAGUACUUGCCCUACCUCUCGCUAAACCAUAACUACGCUAGCCAACCAAUCACUACCCUCAAACCUAACCAAGAAGCUACCAGCCACUAAUAUUACUCCCACUGACCUUAACCGUGCCACCUAUGGCUCUUUGUCAAAGCCCCUUUUCCACGAUUGGGUCACUUUUCAGUGUUGGUGUUCACAGUACCCAUGACACUGGCAGCGAGGAGUCCAAAGGAGGCAUGAACGAUUGGUCCUCACGAACCCGAGUUAAUUCAGUGCAAGGCACCUGUGGAAAUCGCUUCCUUGCUCCACACGUAGUCAAUUACGAUCUUAGCCAAAAAAAAAGCUGUUGACCUUGUAAGCCUCUGGCUCAUGUUAUGCGUUAAGUCUCCGAUAUUGUGUUCCUUUCGUGGUUCUUGUGCGGUGUUUUGUGUAUGAUUCUAGGUUGAUGUGAUUGCGUGUCCAUAAUCUUCCUGUUGGCGACAUCACUCGUGCUGAUCAUGGGUGCUUAAUGCAAAUUGCGGAUUUACGAUUCGCAGCGUGGUCAGAUUGUGAGGGUCGAUUCGCAUCUGUGAUCAUCCGAGUUGCUUCAACAGUAAAGUGGCGCCGGCUGCUGUCCGCGAGCUGCGACCGCGUGCCCACGCGGAUCGGGGUUCUCUUCUCGCGUGCAGCUCACGCCCCGAGGGUUCGGUGAGAGUGGAAGACACAAUAAACCGCCUGGGCCCAUGCUCGUCACA